AGACCACUAGCACACGGUUCUUCUUUCAUUCGCUCAACGCAGACUGUAUAAUGAUGCACUCAAGCGAAUAUCUGAAUUCACUCUAGAUCAAUACUAUGCGAUUUGUAACACAAUAAUUCUGCAUGCAUUCGACGGGCAUGUAUAUUCUCCUGGAUCUCUAGAACUCUACCAGAGAUACUGGACUGUAUAUACCACCACCACCACCAUGUUGAUGUCACGAUGGAUUACCAUUUUCACUAGUUCAGUCGCUGUAUUGAGCUUUGCUGUUCUGGCUUCAUGCUUUGAUGGCGAUGACGAGAAUGGCUUCGUGGAAGAGUCGGGAAACACGGAGGCCUCCUCAACAAGUGAUGUCGGUUUUGGUCACGGAAGGGACGUUCUCCGUCUCCAUUCGGGGCUGUACGACGUGGCAUACGUUCGCUUUCGGAUCGACGAGCUUUCUAUCGGUCGACAGGAUCGGAUUCAAGUUUGGAUGAAAACUGACAUAUGUAUUGGGUGCAAAAUGGUAGCAGUGGCCAAUUUGACGAUCAAGACGAAGGAAAAGAAAAUGGUAGCCACCAUCGACACCGCCUGGGCGACCCGUAUAAUGGUCACAGCGGGAGAUGUACCAUAUCCAGCUAAAAAUAACACAUACUGCGAGUUAUAUUAUCAUUUCGGGCAAUAUGGUGAAUACAACCUAACAGUGCCUCCCAUGACACGGAACAACACGAACGGGACAAUAUGCGACCUGGAGACAUUGAAAUCGCCAACAUAUGCAAAUACAAGUAUCUUUGUAUUCUACGGGUUGGUAUUUCUCAUGUUUUUCGUGGCUGCUAUUUGGAUCCACUGUAUAAAGGGACGCAAUAACAAAUGUCUACCAAGCAAUCAUAAUGGAAAUGUACAAUCGAACGGUUCUCUAGAAGACCAAACACCCUUGACUGACCCGGUGGGUCAUAAACCUACCAAGACAUCAUUUCGACUGAGAUCGGUUGACGCAUUUAGAGGACUUGCUAUAACCAAUCUGGUAUUGGGUACGAGCGGUGAUGGUCACUUUUGGUAUUUGAGCCAUGCAAGAUGGUAUGGUAUAACUGUUGCAGAUUUUAUGUUCCCAUGGUUCGUUUUCAUCAUGGGUACUUCUAUCCAUCUCUCGUUCAAUAUACUCCUGUCUAAGGGGCAGAGUUAUCUAUCCAUCUUCAAGAAAAUAAUAUUCCGAAGCAUCUCUUUAUUCAUCAUGGGCGUUUGUAUUCAACCUCACAACGAUCUCAGAACCCUUCGCAUUCCGGGUGUGCUACAGCGUUUUGGCAUAACUUAUUUCAUUGUUGCGUCAUCAUAUCUUCUUUCCCGUCGUCUGCAGGCACGCAGGAUCGAGAGAACGGGCAAAUGUUACAUGAUGUUUAGGGACAUCACAGACUACCUUGAACUUCCAUUGGCCUUCUGCUCUCUCGCCGUCCAUUUGAGUUUGACCUUUCUUCUUCCGGUUCCAGGAUGUCCUCUAGGUUACCAGGGUCCUGGUGGUCCGCUGGUUGGAGAGAACGGUGAACUGACAAACUGUACCGGGGGAGCUUCGGGGUACAUCGACCGCAUGUUCUUCACUGAAGCCCAUAUCGUCUCCAUCGACACCUGUCAUGAUGUUUAUAGAACCAUUGUUAAAAGUGACCCGGAAGGAAUACUUGGUUGUUUUACCUCAAUUGCAUUGUGUGUGUUUGGUCUCCAGGCCGGAAAGAUCCUUCAUCUCUUUACAACCGUUAAGGGGCGCUGUUUAAGAUUGAUCAUCUGGGGAUUGGUGUUGACAUCAUGCAGUUUAAUUCUUUGCAAAGUUUCUAUGGCUGAUGGUUGGAUACCUCUUAAUAAGAACCUUUGGUCCGUUUCGUUUAUCGCCCUCACCGGUGGAACAGCGUUCAUUAUUCAGGCAUUGUUUCAUAUCCUUAUUGACGUCACGCAUUUCUGGGAUGGAGCUCCUCUUUUCUACGCAGGAAUGAAUUCAAUCCUACUCUAUAUAGGAUCAGAGAUCAUGCAUCCUUAUCUCCCAUUCUCAUGGGUACCGUUUGUUGGUAACCAUACCGAGUACAUCAUCCUUGCUGCCUGGUCGGGAUUCCUCUGGCUUGCCAUCGCUUACGUCUGCUACCGCAAAAAGAUUUUCUUAAAACUUUGAUGACGUCACAAUUGAACGGAGGAAUGGAUACCUUGAAAAUUACUAUACUUCAUUAUUCGAACCUUGUGGCUUACGGAGUAAUCGUUAUUAACUUUAAGUAUACUCUUGUGAUUAUGGAAACAAGAGGCAAUAUAGGAAUGUGCUAUUGACAGCGAGUGUGAUCGCUACAAGACGGUGUAUUAUAACGAAUAUUAGUUAAUGUAUUUAAUCUUGGCCAUCAUUAAUAUAACCAGGUCCAGGACAGUGCAGAUUGAUAUUCACCUUUUUAAUAUGAAGUAUUAUCUGUGUUGCUAUACAGGAACAUGCCUUUGAGCAGAUGAAUGAGGAGUUUAAAAAUGGUGCAGUUGGUGGAAGGUAGCGGCGAUGGGUGUAAUGUAGUGGUGUAGGGAUGUCAAAGUUGAGAUUGUCGUAUGAGGUUUGUCAUUGUAGGGGUUUUGGGUGGUAUAGCUUCGCGGGUGAUACUACCAGUUCCAGAAAAUGUUAUGUUAUGACUCUGCAUAAUUAUGUAAAUCAUCCAUUAUGUCAAUCAAACCAAACUAAAGUAAUUUAUCAGACCAGGAGAGCAUUUCAUGAAAGGAAUUGUUGGAUGUUUAAUCCGGCACUUACCAUGGGAACUGUGUCUCUCAACUAGGCAUUACCAAGGAAAGUUGCCAGAUCUGUCGGAUGACAAAUAUUGGUGAAACGCUCCCUGAAUCCCGUUACUUACAGAGUUACUGGACGUACUGAAGAGGUGCAUAUUACAUCUUUGAAGUAAUAUACCGAAGAGAAGUAUAUUACGGCAAGGGUGAGGGGAUGCAGUAACCCCUAAAUCAAAGGCAUUCAAGAAAUUCAUUGCAUUUUGACAUUCAACCAAACAGAAGCCCAUAUUUGCGCUUUUGAAACUUUCUACAAUGUACCGAAAAGAAUACCGCUUCUAUAAAGUCGAAAUGCUUCCAUGUAAUUUAUAUAGAACAUAUUUUGUGGACUAGAGAGUUAAAGGCGCGGUCCCACUGGUUGGAGGACACACAACGUAUGCAUUAAGGAUACAGCGAACAAGCCCCGGGGAACAAGCAACAUUCGGGUUGCCUCCAUCCGUUUUCAUCCGCUUCAGAAAAUCGGUAAUAAUGGCGAAGAAUGAGCUCACAGUUGACGGAUGCUAAAGCCUUUAGGCUUGGUCCCACUGCACUUACGGAUGCAAAGAGAGAGUAAAACGGAAAAAUUCUUGCCAUCCGUUGGAAAACGUUAUGUAUCCGUUUUGUACUAUUUGCAUACGUUUUUCAUACGCUCUAUGUCCAUCUAGCAUCCGUCCUCUGUGAUUUCAUUGUUCGCCCAUUCUGUCCAUUGUCUUGAGCGAAUGAAAACGAUGGAGCCAACCCGAAAUUGUGCUUGCCGGCUGUAUCCGUUAUGGAUAUCUUUUGUGUCCAUCGGCUACUGGGACCGAGCCUUAUAGGGAUACCAAUCGAAUGAUCGUCUGAAAUCGAUCACGUGACAUUUAAACGACUGGUUGAAAAUCAUCACAUGCAGCCAUGGCAGCCAUUUACAUUAAUAUACUAAUUUGCUAAUUACUGGUAUACUCGUGAUUUGUUCUAUUGACCGGUCAUGGCUUAUCAAAUAAUAAUAAUCCACAUCACUAUCAAACAUAAUAAAACGCAUCGUCUUGCUAGACCAUUAGAUAAUUAUCCACACGUGUUUCUUCUAAUAUGGUCGAAACACACUUGGUAAUGGGUCGAACUUGUUUAAACUGUUUCAAUUGUACCUCGUGUAUUGUCAGUAAUGGCCUCCAUGAUAUGUAUUAUUUGUGAUUUUUUUUCAAUUUUAGGUUUGUCUUUAUUCAAUGAUAGUGAAUGAAGAAUUUUUCUUUAAAGUAUCGAUUUUUUACAUUUAUUUUCAUGAUUUGUGGACAUGCUUUAAAUUUGUUGUCAGUCUUUAAAAAAACCCACUUAUGCGCAUUUUCUAUAUCAAAAGAAAUUUUAAUUCAAUUAGACUGAUAGUGCGUCAAAUUAGCUAAACGGGGAAUGAUUAUGUACCAUUUUGUUUUGAAAGAAUUUUUCAAAAUGUAUUAUAGAUUGAAAUGAUUAUUUCACAAGUAUUUUGUAUUGUGACGUUGGGGGUUGUAAUAUGACAGGCGUUGUGAUUACUACACCGGUAUAGGGACGACGAUAGGGUAUUUUGAUCGAGUGCUAGAGGAUUAAGGUGACCUUGUGGAGGGAGAGAUACUUUCUUUUUGCCAAGUCGAAUGAGAUUCGUUUCAUGGGGAAAUUUCAAUAGUACCUAGCAUUUUUAAACGUCCGAUCCGCAUUUUUUUCCGAUCCCCAUUUUCCCUAUUCUUACUUUAUUUUACGAUCUGUUCAAGCCAUGAUAAGAGCAUACAGCGUUUAUUAUGAACUGAUGAAAAAGGGAGAAAGCAUAUUAGGAAGGCUCCUUAUAGAGACGGCGGAUCGAAAUAUUAAUUUAAUGGCAUUGCUGAUUGCUCGUAAUAGUUUAACGGCCUAAAGACCAUUUUAACUCUUAUUUCUAUACUUUAUCUUAAUUUAUCCUAUGAUUUUCUUCAAUACUUUAAAGAUAAAAGAAAUGGCCACCCUUGCCCCCCCCCCCCUCACUCUGGGCCACCGCCCCUAGAUCUGUUUUUUUUUAUAACAAUAAGACCAAGAAAUUAACAAAAUAUUUAGCUUUACUUUGUUAUACAGUGCGUAUCAAUAAAAAGUUUACACUUUGAAAAAGUCCUCCACAUUGAAAAACACAUAACAGGGGGAUAAUUUUUUCACAUAUAUUCUUAGGCUUUGGUGUCAUCUAUCAGAUGAAAGUAUAAUUCUUGAUAGAAUCAUACGCCUGAGUCAGCAUUGUCCAUUUUUGUAAAGCUAGCAGAAAUUGGUUUGCGCAGAAAUGAUGAUUUUCACGCUGUGUCGAUGGAAAACAACACAAACUAACCGCGCUGUACAUUUUUUAUCUUUUGGGAGACAUUUCUGGUUAAUGGAAAUAACACAGAUACAUUUUAACUUUUAAACAUUUCUAUCCCUGAAUGAACAUUUUAAGUCUAGGUAAACAUAACUUUGAAGUUGUUUGUGUCAGCUGGAUCUGAGGACAUAAAAUGAAACAAACCAUUGUUUGUAUGUUUGUAACCAAAAAUUCAUUUCAGACACCUCCAACCUUAUUUCUUAUGAUUUUUGUUUCAUUUAAAAGGGUUUACAUCAUUUUCAUACUUCAUUUCAUACUUAUUUCUCCACACUUUUUCCAGGCAUGACAACGGAUAACAAUAAAAAUCAAGCUUGUUAUUUCAUGCGAAUCACUGCUACAUGUAAAGCAGAUAAAAAUUAUAAUCGCGAUGGUCUAGGUGUGUGGGGAGGGGGAGCACGGGGGGGGGGGGGCAGUGGCUUUCAAGGGAGUGUUUUGGCCAAGGAAAUAAGAGAAAGGAAAAAAUAUCUUCAAAUCAAUCUUUUAGCUAAAGUCCAUGCGCUCUACAUGAUUAACGUCUACUUUUCUCCAUAAAACUAUUUCCAAGUUUUGCACAAAUCCUUUUUCACGAACAUUUUUGUCUCACCUGCAUAGCAGAGUGAGACUAUAGGCGCCGCUUUUCCGACGGCGACGGCGACGGCGGCGGCGGCGGCGGCGGCGUCAACACCAAAUCUUAACCUGAGGUUAAGUUUUUGAAAUGACAGCAUAACUUAGAAAGUAUAUGGACCUAGUUCAUGAAACUUGGCCAUAAGGUUAAUCAAGUAUUACUGAACAUCCUGCCUGAGUUUCAUGUCACAUGACCAAGGUCAAAGGUCAUUUAGGGUCAAUGAACUUAGACCAUGUUGGGGGAAUCAACAUCAAAAUCUUAACCUAAGGUUAAGUUUUUGAAAUGUCAUCAUAACUUAGAAAAUAUAUGGACCUAGUUCAUGAAACUUAUACAUAAGGUUAAUCAAGUAUCACUGAACAUCCUGCUUGAGUUUCACAUCACAUGACCAAGGUCAAAGGUCAUUUAGGGUCAAUGAACUUUGGCCGAAUUGGAGGUAUCUGUUGAAUUACCAUCAUAACUUUGAAAGUCGAUGGAUCUGAUUAAUGAAACUUGGACAUAAUAGUAAUCAAGUAUUACUGAACAUCCUGUGCAAGUUUCAGGUCACAUUAUCAAGGUCAAAGGUCAUUUAGGGUCAAUGAACUUUGGCCAAAUUGGGGUAUUUGUUGAAUUACAGCCAUAAAUUUGAAAGUGUGUUGGUCUAGUUCAUAAAACUUGGACAUAAUAGUAAUCAAGUAUCACUGAACAUCCUGUGCGAGUUUCAGGUCACAUGAUCAAGGUCAAAGGUCAUGUAAGGUCAAAGAACUUUGGCCACGUUGGGGGUAUUUGUUGAAUUGCCAUCAUAUCUUUAUAAGUGUAUUGGUCUAGUUCAUAAAACGUGGAAAUAAGAGUAACCAAGUAUCACUAAACAUCUUGUGCGAGUUAUAGUAGUUUUCAAAAUCAGCACUGCUGCUAUAUUGAAUCGCGUGAUGCAGGUGAGACGGCCAGAGGCAUUCCACUUGUUAAAAGUAAGUGGUGCUCACUCAAGCGGAAAGAUUUGUCGAUAGUCAUAUCAUCAUUCGCUUAAAGGACAAGUCCAUCUAACAAAAAAAUUGAUUUGAAUAAAAAGAUAAAAAUCCAACAAGCAUAACACUGAAAAUUUCAUCAAAAUCGGAUGUAAAAUAAGAAAGUUAUGAUAUUUUAAAGUUUUGCUUAAUUUUACAAAACAGUUAUAUGCACAUCCUGGUCGAUAUGCAAAUGAGGAGACUGAUGACGUUAUCCACUUACUACUAGUAUUUAUUUUGUAUUUUAUUGUAUGAAAUAUGAAAUAUUAUAAUUUUCUCCUCAUUGACAAGUGAAAAAAAAAUUUAUUCCUCCCUGAACAUAUGGAAUGAGCAUUUUUUAAUACUAUAUGGUUCAGUCAAGUUGGUCCUCAUUGUCAAAUCUGCAUUGUACUAAAAGAAAUAUUGUAUAAUUCAAACAAUAAAAAACAAAAGGAAAAGUGAGUGAUGGACGUCAUCAACCGACUCAUUUGCAUGUCACUGAGUUGUGCAUAUCACUGUUAUGUGAAAAAUAAGCGAAACUUUAAAAUGCCAUAACUUUCUUAUUUUACAUCCGAUUUUGAUGAAAUUUUCAGCGUUAUGCUAGUUUUUUUUUCUCUAUUCAAAUCAACAUUUUUCUGGGGUGGACUUGACCUUAAAAGAGACCUGUACCAAUAUGUAAAUGUGGAAAAAGCUUCAGUAUAACAAAUUUAUAGGAAUAUUAUUUUCAAAGUAACUUUUUUAUACGCACUGUAUAUGACCUUCAUUUUGCAUGUACUUUGACAAUUCUUAAAUCGUUAUCCGUCCCUGUUUAUACUGUUUCGAAUUCUAUAUUCCGGCCUCGGAACAAUGUUUUAUACUGUUGUUUAUUUUUUUUGUCCUACUGUUUUUAUGCUCAUGUUGUGUCAAAUGUACACGAUCUCCCUUGUAUUCUUAUAUCGUUGCUGUUUUUUUAUUAUUAUGUAGGAUUAUUAAAUAAAUACUAGCGCGAAUACAAAA
Messenger RNA from Lytechinus pictus (painted urchin), 7621 nucleotides. RefSeq names its product heparan-alpha-glucosaminide N-acetyltransferase-like. The record is from RefSeq and is a predicted model, not a curated record. The coding region runs from base 206 to 2128 and encodes 640 amino acids. NCBI's taxonomy places the organism in Eukaryota, Metazoa, Echinodermata, Echinoidea, Temnopleuroida, Toxopneustidae. The transcript is spliced from 17 exons.